Messenger RNA from Acanthosepion pharaonis, 873 nucleotides. NCBI's taxonomy places the organism in Eukaryota, Metazoa, Mollusca, Cephalopoda, Sepiida, Sepiidae. The record is from the annotation of a GenBank genome assembly.
AUGGAGAGUGCAACAGAAAAACCUUUCUAUUCUCUUUUCCUUUUGUCCUUUUCUUCUUUGCCCCAUGCUCACGUUUCCGUCGCGUUCCUAUAUCUCAGACUCGCAUCCUCGUCGUGUUCUCUCGUCCCAGACUCACAUCCUCGUCGUGUUCUCAUGUCCCAUAAUCACAUCCUCGUCGUGUUCUCAUUGAACUAUUUCACUUUGUUUUACUUUGUUGUUAUUGGAUGUUUCCGUGUCGUCAUCUAUCUAUCUAUCUACCUAUCUAUCUAUCUAUCUAUCUAUCUAUCUAUCUAUCUAUCUAUGUCUGUUUUUAUCUAUCUAUCUAUCUAUCUAUCUAUCUAUCUAUGUCUGUUUUUUUUAUCUAUCUAUCUAUGUCUGUUUUUUUUAUCUAUCUAUCUAUGUCUGUUUUUUUUUAUCUAUGUCUGUUUUUUUAUCCAUCUAUCUAUCUAUGUCUGUUUUUUUAUCUAUCUAUGUCUGUUUUUUUUAUCUAUCUAUCUAUCUAGCUCUGGUUUUUAUUCAUCUAUCUAUCUAUCUAGAUCUGUUUAUUAUCUAUCCAUUUAUCUAUCUGUUCAUCAUAUGUCCGUCUGCUCAUCAUCUAUCUGUCCCCUAUCUAUUCAUUAUCUAUCUGUUUCUAAUCCAUCUGCCCGUUCAUUAUCUAUCUAUCUAUCUAUCUAUCUAUCUAUCCAAUUCUUUCUAAUGAAGUCUGUCCCGUGUGAAUCGACAUUUCAGUCGGCUGCCAAUAUACACGCAAAGGGCGGGCAGAAGUCUUCUAUCUCAUUCCCCACUCCUGUCCACUCCUCCGCACCACCCCCAUUCACCCCCCACCAACCACGACCGCCGUCGUGUUGUCGUCUCUCCAACUUAUUCCCCUGA